This is a messenger RNA of Trematosphaeria pertusa, 963 nucleotides long. RefSeq lists its product as uncharacterized. The transcript is spliced from 2 exons. The coding region runs from base 1 to 963 and encodes 320 amino acids. NCBI's taxonomy places the organism in Eukaryota, Fungi, Ascomycota, Dothideomycetes, Pleosporales, Trematosphaeriaceae. The record is from RefSeq and is a predicted model, not a curated record.
AUGAAUCAUCUUCUCGCGAGGAAAGGGUCCUCGGCAUCUCUUACCCAGAAAAGGUCAAACCUAAGUCUGGCCAGCGACGAGAGACCGCGUGAGGAGAAGAGUGCUCCAUAUCGAAACCCGAGCUAUCCCACUUUCCUAUCUGAGGAUGUGCGUGACUACAAGAGCUACAUACAGGACUACGAUGACGGGAUAUCAGAUGCUAGCGAAGAGCUUUUAAAGAGGCUGCUCGAGACGGAACAGACGGCUCCGAAGGACACGCUCUUCAGCGACGACAUUUUCCAGAAGCACCUCCAGAAAUUGAAAGGGAAGAACGAAGCAAGGAUUAUUCAAGACCUCUCUCCACACCUUGUGCCCUCUGCCGAAGCCCUCGCCACCUUUAGAGCCCGUCAUCUCGACAGCGUCGUCGAAAGUGUGAAUAAGGGAUGGAAUAAUUGCAUCCCUGUCACGAAGCCCUGCCCACAGCCAGACAGUGCAUUUGGCUGUAGGUCGACCGCCUUUUUGGACGCCCAGCUCGAAAAACUUCGGCCCUUCCUAGGCGACGCUUUAUUCUCUUUAUACUUCAAGGCCACCUAUUACAUGUACUUUCCGUUCCUGGUAAAAGAGGUUAAGACUAGCGUUAUAGGACUCAAUAUCGCGGAUAAUCAGAACGCCCAUAGUGCCACAGUGGCUGUCCGAGCUGUUGUGGACCUGUUCAAGCUUGCGGGUCGCGAGAAAGAGCUGCACCGACAGAUUGUUGCCCUGUCUAUCUCUUACGACGAUAAGUUAGACAAGGUCACUAUCUGGCGUCGCACAAUCGAUCAAUUUUAUCUCGAUCCUAAAACGAAAUGGAACUCACGGACAUUCACACUUAAUGUUUUUAACAUCUUCUAUCCAAUGCAUCGAAAGCGAAUUUGUUCCGUUAUUAAUGACAUUGGCCUGGCCUCCCUCAGGCAAUCCGUUUCGCAAAACUUGGCAGUGUUCUGA